AUGGCACCUGAGCCCAUCAAUGUAGCAGGACCUGGCCGACGGACGAAGCUCGUGCUCGUCCUGGCGCUUCUGCUGCCCCGCCCCGGCGUGGCCUCCCGGGGCCGCGCCGAGGGCUCCGACGGCAACAGGCCCCGGCAGCGCCACCUGCGGCGGGCGUCGCCGCGCGCGGGUGCCGACGGCCAGCAGCGGCGGGCGAGCGAGGCCUCGCCGCCGCGGGCGGUGGGCUUUGUGCGGCGGGCGGCGGGUGCAGCGCGCGGCGACCCCGUGGACGAGAUCAAGCAGAAGCUGGAGGAGAGCCCGUUCGGCGGCACCGCGGCGGAGCAGAGGAAGAAGCCCCUCAUGACGGGGAUCAACGUUAUGAGAGCGCAGCUGUGCUGGAGCCGACAAGACAUCUGGAAUCACCAGGAGUGCCUUCUGUUCCUGGGCCUGCGCUGCAAGAAGGAGCAGACGGGCAUGACCAUAUGUUCGCAGUUCCUGACUCAGGCAGAAGACAAGUGCGGGGACCCAGCGGACAGAGCUAACCUGCCGACGAAGCCGUUGAAGAAGUUCUGCAGGGUCGCGUGGAAGCUCCAGGUCAUCCGAGUGAAGACCACGACUGCUGCACCGACGACCACGACCACGAUUACGACGACCACCACUAAGACCACGACCACGAUUACGACGACCACAAUCACGACGACGACGACGGCGAGGACAACGACGACGACGGUGACGACGCCUACCACCACAACUCCCACUACCACGACUACAGCUGCGACGACGACUGCCGCGGCCGAGACUACCACUCCGACGAUGCCCCCUUCGGAGGCGAACAUAGAGGACCAGGACAGGACUACGGGGACGACACCAUCGAAGAGGGCGGCGCCAUCGACGGAGACUUCGAGCUCGGCGGCGCUCCGGCUACCACUGUUCACGGCGGCGGGGAGCCAGCCCCGGCGCAGGGGGCCGCGAACAUGGACGAUGAGGACGGACAGACUACGGGGACGACACCAUCAAAGAGGGCGGCGCCAUCGACGGAGCCUUCGAGCUCGGCGGCGCUCCGGCUCCCACUGUUCACGGCGGCGGGGAGCCAGCCCCGGCGCAGGGGGCCGCGAACAUGGACGAUGA
This is a messenger RNA of Prorocentrum cordatum, 1107 nucleotides long. NCBI's taxonomy places the organism in Eukaryota, Dinophyceae, Prorocentrales, Prorocentraceae. The record is from the annotation of a GenBank genome assembly.